AUGUUCUCUAUUUUUUCUGGCUUGAUGCUGGCACUUUCUUACGUUGCUACCGCUGCGCCCGUACAACCCGUUGAACUGCUUGCCUGGAGCCCCGCUAUUACCUCCCCUACUAGUGAGACAGUUUGGGCGUGUAAUUCUAUGCAGACUGUGUUCUGGGCGACGAACAACGUCCCUGAGGAGAAAAAGAAUUCUACUGGUAUCCUGCUGUCGGGAUUCAUUGCGAACAACUCCGAGAAUUUGGACAUCUAUCACCCCCUCGCUACGGGUUUCCCCAUCAUCGCCGGUCAGGUCUCAUUCCUUGUUCCCCAGAACGCGACGCCUCGCGACAAUGCUAUCGUUGUCUUGUUCGGUGACUCCGGAAAUGCUUCUCCCCAGUUCAAGAUCGUCUAA
Molecule: messenger RNA, 390 nt
Organism: Suillus paluster
Lineage: Eukaryota; Fungi; Basidiomycota; Agaricomycetes; Boletales; Suillaceae
Exons: 3
Coding region: 1-390 (129 amino acids)
Source: RefSeq, a predicted model, not a curated record